CAGGACCGAGCGGAGCGCGGUGGGGAUUGGACGUGUGUGCCCGCGGGUCAUGGACGGGCGGGCGGUACUGAUCCAGGCGCUGCUGGCGGCAGUGUGCUCGGCGGCGGCGGGCGGGCUGCGCCGGGACGAGCUGCACAACGAGGUGCUGCACAAGGGCGGCGGUGGCGGCGGCGGGGUGCCGGUCGCGGCCACGGCCCCGCUGCUCGGCGGCAGCCCGGAGAAGGAGGGCGGCGGAGCGGCCUCGGGGGACGACUUCAGCGAGCUGCCGAGAGUUGCCUUCCUGUCAAAGCCUCAAGGCCUCGUUACUCCCAAGAAAAAAGGGAACGGCAAUAAAAGAAGAAAAGGCAAAGGCCUGGGGAAGAAGAGAGACCCGUGCCUGCGGAAGUACAAGGAUUUCUGUAUUCACGGCGAGUGCAAGUACAUCCGAGAGCUGGGAGCUCCCUCUUGCAUAUGCCAGCCAGGCUAUCAUGGAGAGCGCUGCCACGGCCUCCUGCUGCCGGUGGAGCACCCGCCCAGCACGUACGACCACACCACAGCCCUGGCCGUCGUUGCUGUUGUCCUGUCCUCCCUGUGUCUCGUCAUCAUCGCAGCCCUGCUGAUGCUCAGGUGUCACAAGAGGGGUGGCUACGAUGUAGAAAACGAAGAGAAAAUCAAGCUGGGCAUCACUGUGAAUCACUGAGGAUGCCAGGUGCUGGCGAGGGGCCGGCACUAAUGCACUUCUACCUCCUGGAAGAGGCGAGGCCGCGGCGCCGGCGGCACGGGGCUGCGGCACGCUGGGGGCUCGCUGGAGCACCGGCACGGCACCGGAGGGGCUGCUCGGGCAGCGGCGGCACUGCGGCGGCUCCGUGGCCACCUCUGGGACGGGAUGGGCUCGGGAGCGGAGCUGCCCGGGGGCACGGGGGCUCUCCCGCGGCUCCCCGUCCGCUGCAGUACGUGCCGAGGAACAAGCUGUGAAAGGGAAGAGACCGAGCUCGGGGCUUCCUUCGCCGCAGAAAGGGGGGAGGGUAACAGCUAUUUAACGAGAUAUUUUUCAUUUUAAAUUAUAUAUUUAUUUUAGAUAAACUGUACAUAGUAUUUAUAUUUAUUGUAGGUCUGGGCCUGCAUAUUUCAUGUACGUCAAGGUGACAGGGUCAGACCUCUUAUUUUUAAAGUGCAAUGUAAUAUCCU
Messenger RNA from Camarhynchus parvulus, 1167 nucleotides. It is a transcript of the gene HBEGF, whose product is annotated as heparin binding EGF like growth factor. Gene Ontology annotation, molecular function: heparin binding. Gene Ontology annotation, biological process: positive regulation of mitotic nuclear division; epidermal growth factor receptor signaling pathway; positive regulation of cell population proliferation. The transcript is spliced from 6 exons. Bases 50 to 679 code for a protein of 209 amino acids. The record is from RefSeq and is a predicted model, not a curated record. Lineage: Eukaryota; Metazoa; Chordata; Aves; Passeriformes; Thraupidae.